Molecule: messenger RNA, 1029 nt
Organism: Gamsiella multidivaricata
Lineage: Eukaryota; Fungi; Mortierellomycota; Mortierellomycetes; Mortierellales; Mortierellaceae
Exons: 1
Coding region: 1-1029 (342 amino acids)
Source: RefSeq, a predicted model, not a curated record
AUGGGCAAAGACACCACAGAUGCAGGCUUUGCUGGCUACUCGCAAAUCACCGACUUGAUAUUGGUCCCUGGAGACAAUCUGAUCCAGGCUGUGGCCGCUAUCGAUAAUACAUUACCUGGUGGAUCUGAACUGGCGACUGAACUCUUCUACCAAAACACGACGGUCACCAUGUACGGCUUCCCUGGGGUCAGCAAGAACCCUGCCCUGGCUGCUGGAUUGCAAAGUCUUGUUACUCAGACUGUCAUCCCCGCGGGGUUGGAAACGUUCCAGAACGCUCCUCCCUACAGCGCGACCUGGAAGAUCAAAGUUCCGCCAACUGCAGUAGACGAUGGCAUGAUCGAGAUCACGACUACCUUCAGCAACCCUUAUUUCUCCUUGCCACUCCACAUGCUCCUUCCUGUCUCCGAUCCAGCUGUGUACACGGGCACGGAUCCCAGCCACAUUGAGGUUCCCAUGGGCAACGGCGGCACCCCAAACCGAAUAUUCGAUUUCCUGAACAACUUCAAGUUCGAUCUGGCUCCCAAUUCCUCAACCACCAUCACGAUGCAGCUGCAGUUAUCGACGAUCGGUAUGAACGGAACACCUAGGAGCUACGUGGAGGGGGUGGUUGAGCAAUCCAAAUCCGGAACCGUUCCGAUCUACGUGAUGCUUUUACCUGAAUGUACCCUGGGCAAAGACCCCCGUAAGUUCCAAGGCUACUGGGCUUCGGACACUAUCUACCCUGACCUCACCUUCUUGACGCUUGAGACCGGACCGGACUUUGCGCUGAUUCUUGACUGGUUCGAUAAGAAGUACCCACCAAUGCCUUUGAUCGCAACCAACCCAGUCUCAGGGGUUACUUCGCCAACGGUGUCCCCCAGCGUAGUCUCGCCCACGUCGACCGUUACUGCCCCGACGGACCCCUCCUCGACGACCCCAUCCACGACUGCGUCAGCAGCACCCAAUCCCGAGCCAACGCCGACGACGACAACGACAACGACAACGACAGUAACACCGUCUCCAACACCAGAAGUGCUGAAUCCGGUGUGA